AUGGAGAAGGAUCUUCGCGACGCAUAUGCAGCACUCAAGCUGCUUCGGGCAGACCUUGUGAAGACCCGCCGCGAUAAACGUGCUCUAGAGGCCUCACUGUCCCACCUGCAGACCCACGGGCCGCCUCCCAGCGCUGCACAAGCUCGCGAGAGUCGCGAGACGCAACAGAUGCAACACGAGGACGCCAAUGCGCAAUUAUGGCGUCUCGCUGCAAUUUACGAAAGUCGAUUGGCGGAAAUGGAAAUACAAUUAUUGCACAAUAAUUGUCAAAAGAAGGAGGCAACUCCCGAAGUUGAAGACAAUCAACAAGAAGUCGAGGAAGUGGAGAAGCUCGCGCUGCUUCACAAGCUCCACAGUCUGACCGCCACCGUCGAGCAGCAGACGCAGACGAUGCUGGCGCAACAGGCAGCUUUUGCGCUGCAGAAGGGCGAGCUGGAGACGACGCUGGAGGACACACAGCACCAGCUCCAGGCAGAGAAGAGCAGGGCGACUGAUGCGCUAUUAGAACAACAAGCAGCUAAAGAGAGGUAUGAGUUCUUGGAGACUCAAGUGGAGAUCUUGAAGCAGGACAAGAAGACGUUGGAGGAGGAGAACCAUACACUCCACAAGAACCUAGCGACGCAUGCCCAGACGAGUAGAAUAUUGCAACAACAAGUGCAGGAGAAGGACGAGGAGCUCACUGUGCACGAGAAAACUAUUCAAGAACAAAAAGAGAGACAAGAACGAUAUAUAACGACGCUGAGAGACUUGGAGAAUACGUAUAUUCAAGAAACAUACACGUUCAAGGUGGCCAAACUGGAAAAUGAGCUGGAAACGACUCAUAAACAACUCACAGCAGCGACAACUAGCCGAGCGAUCGAAUUGAAAGAGCAAGACGUCAAGUUUCAAGCGGUUUUGGACAAAUUGAGGCAGCAGGAGCAACAGGCGACGACACUGCGAGACUUGGAGACUAAUUUCGCGGACGUGCAGGCCAAACUCACGAUAGCGGAGACCAAAUUGGCUGAUGGAGUGAAGCAAUACGAGCAACAACUUGCUCAGGCCUCGCAGAAGCUACUUGUUCAAGAACAAGACCACGAACAGCACGUAAGUUCUCUGCGUGACGUGGAAAACGAGCUGGCACGAGUUCAGACGCAACUCACGGAUACGGAGGCCAAGUUACAGCUAAACGUGACACUAUUCGACGAAAAACUCGCGCAGACUUGCCAACUUGCUGCUGAACAUGAAAAGACAGCUCGAGUGCUAGCUAUGGAGAAGAAGGCGCUUCAACAAGACGUUCGUGAAGCUCGACAGACAUCGAAAGUCAAGACCGAAGAGCUUCUUCAUUUCCAGUCGAUGAUGAAGCAGAAAACUGGGGACCAUUCGCAGCGUUUAAGCCAGUAUCAAGCGCGUUGUGAGCGUCUAGAGACUCAACUAUUAUCAUCUGAAGACCACAAGGUGUACGAAAGCAAUCCAAGCGGUGAGUUGAGAACUUUCCAUGGUCUUAACGACGCCGAAAUCAUCGCGCUGCCCUCUUCCAAGGCGUGGGUUAUAUUACACUCUGCAAUAACCAAGCUGGAAGACUUCUUCCCAUAUCUUGAAGCACUGAGUAGUGCAUUACAAGACGUGUUAGCCUUGUGCAAGAGCCAUGCGACUUUUCUUCCAACGCUAUGUGAGCGUUUUGAAGACAAGACAGUUAGCGACAAGACCCAGCCGGUGUUGGUUAUGGCGUUAAAGCUGGUACGCUUUGCUGCCGUGUUGAAGACUCAGGUCCAGCAAGACGACGCUGUUGUGACUUCAAAAGCGGUCCAAGGUUUCCGUAAACGCGUGCUGGAUGCUCUCGCGCAAUGGUACGAGUGUGGCGUGGAUGGUUGUGACCAAAGUGGAAAUGGGUCCAUGCCCACACCCACUUUUACUACCACUUCUCGAGAGACAGCACUCAUUUUACAGAAUUGGACCAGUGACCGGACAAAGCAGUUGGGAGUGAGACGCUGGUUGGCACGGAUGGAAGCGUAUCCUGGCGUCCCGCCACUUCGAGGAGCGUCGUCGAACCGUGUCCUGGAACUUCCUCCGGAGAGUUGUACACUGGAGCUGGAAGAUAUGACGCCGGAGGUGAAAGAUGCGUUUCUGUUGCUCCUGAUACCGAUCUUGAAGCAGAACCGAGCGCUACAUGCCACUAGCACCCAACUCUCCAGCGUCGUCAGUGUCAUCAUCCACUUCCAGUUCGGCAAGCUCGAGACUGCAGAUUAUUCAAGAACGCUUGCAGUAUUUGCACAAUAA
Messenger RNA from Phytophthora infestans T30-4, 2256 nucleotides. RefSeq lists its product as uncharacterized. The transcript has 3 exons. The record is from RefSeq and is a predicted model, not a curated record. NCBI's taxonomy places the organism in Eukaryota, Oomycota, Peronosporomycetes, Peronosporales, Peronosporaceae. Bases 1 to 2256 code for a protein of 751 amino acids.